AUGAGAUUUUUUUUCUUCUUCUGUUUCUUUUCUCCUUUCAUUCUUUUUUUUUUUAAUUCAUUUUUCCCAUUGAUAAAUGCAUUGAACUUUUUAUCUAUCUAUCUAUCUAUCUAUCUAUCUAUCUAUCUAUCUAUCUCAGUCUGUUCUAUUCAUUGUCCCAGUUUGACAGCAUUCAUCUAUCCAUCUAUCUCAUCUAUCUAUCGUAUCUAUCUAUCUAUCUAUCUCAGACUUAUCCAUCCAUCCAUCUAUCUAUCAUCUCAUCUAUCUAUCUAUCUAUCUAUUCUCAUCUAUCUAUCUAUCUAUCUAUCUAUCUCAGUCUGUCUGUAUCUAUCUGUCUAUUUGACAGCAUUCAUCUAUCUAUCUAUCUAUCUAUCUAUCUAUCUAUCUAUCUAUCAGACUGUUCGUAUCUAUCUGUCUCAGUUUGACAGCAUUCAUUCAUCUAUCUAUUCAUCUAUCUAUUCAUCUAUCUAUCUAUCUAUCUAUAUCAGACUGUUAAUGUAUCUAUCUUUUGAAAGCAUCUAUCUAUCUAUCUAUCUAUCUAUCUAUCUAAGAAUUCCAUUUAUCUAUCUAUCUAAAUCAGACUUCUGUUCAUUAUCUAUCUGUCUCAGUUUGAUCUAUUAUCAUUCCGAAUUCAUCUAUCUAUCUAUCAUCUAUCUAUUUAUCUAUCUAUCUCAGACUAAUAUCCAUCUAUCUAUCUAUCUAUCUAUCUAUCUAUCCCAGACUUUUACACGAUAUAUUCAUCUAUCUAUCAUCUUCAUUCAUCUUAUCUAUCUAUCUAUCUAUCUAUCUAUCUUUCUAUCAUUAUCUAUCCAGUUUGACAUCUAUCUAUCUAUUAUUCAUUAUCUAUCAUUCAUCUAUCUAUCUCAGACCGUUCGUAUCUUUCUGUCUCCGUUUGAAUCCAUCUAUCUAUCUAUGUAUCUAUCUAUGGUAACUAUCUAUCUAUCUAUAUAUCUCAGUCGAUCUGAAUCUAGUAAAGUUGACACUAUCAUUCAUUCAUCUAUCCAUCUAUCUAUCUAUCUCAGACUACUUUUUCAGUCAUCUGUAAUGCACUUAGACAUAUAUCCAUCUAUCUAUCUAUCAUAUCUAUCUAUCUAUAACAGAUUCAUUCAUCUAUCUAUCUAUCUAUCUAUCUAUCUAUUUAUCUAUCUCAGUCUGUUCAUUAUCUAUCAUCUGUCCCAGUUUGACUAUCUAUCUUCUUUCAUCCAUUCAUUUCUAUCUAUCUAUAUAUAUCUAUCUAUCUAUCUAUCUAUCUAUAUCUUUCUGUUCGUAUCUAUCUGUUCCAGUUUGACAAUUCAUUCAUUUAUCUACAUUCAUCCAAAAAAUCUAAAUAUAUAUCUAUCUAUCUAUUCAUCUAUUAUUCAGUCUGUUCGUAUCUAUCUGUCUCAGUCUGUUCGUAUCUAUCUGUCUCAGUUUGAUACUAUCUAUCUAUCUAUCUAUCUAUCUAUCUAUCUAUUAAUCACACACUUUCUUUCUUUCUCUCUCUUUUUUGAUAGUAUCUAUCUAUCUAUCUAUCUAUCUAUCUAUCUAUCUAUCUAUCUAUAUCUGUUUCCUAUUUGUUCCUUUUCCUAUCAUAUCUAUCUAUCUAUCUAUCUAUCUAUCUAUCUAUCUAUCUAUCUAUCUAUCUAUCUGUUUGAUAUCAAAUCUACAAAUCUAUCUAUCUAUCUAUCUAUCUAUCUAUCUAUGAUAUUCUCUCUAUCUUACUUCUCACAUCCGGUGAAAAGAGGUCAACUUGUCCGCUCUCAUACACAACUCUUCCCUCCCUAUAUUACUCCCUUUGCCGUAAAUCUCUCUCUAGACAUGCAUAUCUAUUUCUCUUUUUCCUUCUUUUUCCUCCUUCCUCUUUCCCUCUCCCCCCCAUAUUAA
Acanthosepion pharaonis is the source of this 1863-nucleotide messenger RNA. The record is from the annotation of a GenBank genome assembly. Lineage: Eukaryota; Metazoa; Mollusca; Cephalopoda; Sepiida; Sepiidae.